AUGCGUCGCCCCAGCGGUUGCCCCACGGCCCAGCUCUGCAUCCCCCCCCCCGCCGUCCUGGUGAGGAGCUUCCCGGUGAAAACCCGCCCGGAUCCCCGUGGCACCGCCUGCAGCUUCCAGCAGAGCCUCUGUUUGCCUCCCCGCGGGAAUCCCUGCAGGAAUCCCCCCUGCUGCUGCUACACCACCGUGCCCCAGGGCAGCACCACCUACGUGAAGCUGGGCGGGCUGGGGCUGGCACAGCCUGCGGGGGAUCCCUGCUGCUCCCAAGGGACCACGUGCCAGGAGUCCUGCUGCCAGGAGGUGACCAAGUGCACCACGACGUGUGUGGAUCCCUGCUGCCAGGAGGUGACCAAGUGCACCACCACAUGCCAAGAUCCCUGCUGCCAGGAGGUGACCAAAUGCACCACCACAUGCCAAGAUCCCUGUUGCAAGGAGGUGACCAAAUGCACCACUACCUGUGUGGAUCCCUGUUGCAAGGAGGUGACCAAAUGCACCACCACGUGUGUGGAUCCCUGCUGCAAGGAGGUGACCAAAUGCACCACCACAUGUGUGGAUCCCUGCUGCCAGGAGGUGACCAAGUGUGUGACCACUACAUGUGUGGAUCCCUGUUGCAAGGAAGUGACCAAGUGCACCACCACAUGUCAAGAUCCAUGUUGCAGGGAGGUGACCAAGUGUGUCACCACGUGUCAAGAUCCAUGUUGCAAGGAAGUGACCAAGUGUGUCACCACGUGUCAAGAUCCCUGUUGCAAGGAAGUGACCAAGUGUGUCACCACAUGUCAAGAUCCCUGUUGCAAGGAGGUGACCAAGUGUGUCACCACAUGUCAAGAUCCCUGUUGCAAGGAGGUGACCAAGUGUGUCACCACAUGUCAAGAUCCCUGUUGCAAGGAGGUGACCAAGUGCACCACCACGUGUGUGGAUCCCUGCUGCAAGGAGGUGACCAAGUGCACCACAACCUGUGUGGAUCCCUGUUGCAAGGAAGUAACCAAAUGCACCACCAGGUGUGUAGAUCCCUGCUGCCAGGAGGUGACCAAGUGCACUACUAAGUGUGUGGAUCCCUGUUGCAGGGAGGUGACCAAAUGCAUCACCACGUGUGUGGAUCCAUGUUGCAGGGAGGUGACCAAGUGCAUCACCACGUGCCAAGAUCCGUGUUGCAGGGAGGUGACCAAGUGCACCACAACCUGUGUGGAUCCCUGUUGCCAGGAGGUGACCAAAUGUGCCACCAGGUGUGUGGAUCCCUGCUGUCGACCUGUGACCAAGUGCACCACUCAGUGUGUGGAUCCCUGCUGCCAGGAGGUGACCAAAUCCAUCACCAGGUGUGUGGAUCCCUGCUGCCAGGAGGUGACCAAGUGCAUCACCAGAUGCCAAGAUCCGUGUUGCCAGGAGGUGACCAAGUACAUCACCAGGUGUGUGGAUCCCUGUUGCCAGGACGUGACCAAAUGCAUCACCACAUGUCAAGAUCCCUGCUGUCAGGAUGUGACCAAGUGCAUCACCACAUGCCAAGAUCCCUGUUGCCAGGAGGUGACCAAGUGCAUCACCAGCUGUGUGGAUCCCUGUUGCCAGGAGGUGACCAAGUGCACCACCAGAUGUGUGGAUCCCUGCUGCCAGGAGGUGACCAAAUGCACCACCACGUGCCAGGAUCCCUGCUGCCAGGAGGUGACCAAGUGUGUCACCACGUGCCAGGAUCCCUGCUGCCAGGAGGUGACCAAGUGUGUCACCACGUGCCAGGAUCCCUGCUGCCAGGAGGUGACCAAGUGCAUCACCACUUGUCAAGAUCCGUGCUGCCAGGAGGUGACCAAGUGCACCACAACCUGUGUGGAUCCCUGUUGCAAGGAGGUGACCAAAUGCACCACCAGGUGUGUAGAUCCCUGCUGCCAGGAGGUGACCAAAUGCACCACAACCUGUGUGGAUCCCUGCUGCCAGGAGGUGACCAAGUGUGUGACCACAUGCCAGGAUCCCUGCUGCGUGCCCAGCUGUGCCCCCAGGUGUGUGGAUCCCUGCCCUGGGGGCAUCCAGGCCGUCACCAAGUGCGUGGAGUCCUGUGCCACCCCCUGUGUCACCCAGGUGUCCUGUGCCACCCCCUGUGUCCCCCAGGCCUGCCCCGCCUGUGGCCAGCGCUGCCCCCUCCGCUCCCGCAAAUUCCGGGGGCUCUGA
This is a messenger RNA of Chiroxiphia lanceolata (lance-tailed manakin), 2151 nucleotides long. Its product is annotated as keratin-associated protein 10-4-like. Lineage: Eukaryota; Metazoa; Chordata; Aves; Passeriformes; Pipridae. The record is from RefSeq and is a predicted model, not a curated record. The transcript is spliced from 6 exons. Bases 1 to 2151 code for a protein of 716 amino acids.